AUGUACGGUAGGGCUUUGGGACUCGGGCAGGGAGGUGGUGGUGCUAGAGCUCCGCUGUCGCGGAUUGGUAGGACCCCCGCCGGACUGGUUCGACCCGGUGCUUGUGCGGCUAGCGGGUUGGUGGUGUCACGUGCCGGAGGGUGUGGAGAAGGCCUAGGGGUGAAGGAUGUUUCAAGCGGUGGGAAACGUCCAUCCUCGAUACAAAGAAGCCUGCUUCACCGAUUGAGACCAGGACCCUCGUGUGUGUUUAUUAGAUCAAUGUCGUUGCGGUUGGGUGAGAUUAGUUUGGUCGAGAAAGCCAAGAGGGCCGCUGCUUAUAAGGCAGUGGACGAGCAUUUUCCAGCUGAUGCCAAGGUUGUUGGUAUUGGCUCCGGAUCAACCGUCAUCUACGCUGUCGAGAGAAUCGCUCAAUUGGCCGAAUUGAGAGGAAUCGAUCUGUCCAAGGUCACUUUUGUUCCUACUGGAUUUCAAAGUAAACAAUUGAUUAUUGGUGCUGGGCUCAAUGUCGCUUCAAUUGAUCAGUUCUCAGUGGGUGAUCUGGAUAUCGUUAUUGAUGGAGCUGACGAGGUCGAUGACUCACUCAACUGUAUUAAGGGCGGUGGUGCCUGUCUUUUCCAAGAGAAACUUGUUGGUCAAUGUGCUCGCAAAUUUGUCAUUGUUGCUGAUUCGUCCAAAAAAUCCCAUAAAUUAGGCAGUAAAUGGAUUCAGGGUGUUCCUAUUGAGGUCAUCCCUAUGGCCUAUCCCAAAGUCGAGGCUGAUCUGUUGAGACUCGGUGCUAAGCAAAUCACUCUUCGUCAGGGUGGUAAGGCCAAGGCCGGUCCUGUUGUCACUGAUAAUGGAAACUUUAUUCUCGACACUCAUUUCGGUUCCAUUGAGCCUUCGGAGGUCCGCAACCUGGACAUUAAAAUCAAGCUGCUUGUCGGUGUUGUAGAGACCGGUUUGUUUGACUACGGUGCAGUUGCUUACUUUGGCGAAACUGAUGGUACUGCUUCUACUUUUACGAGACCUGAGUAA
This is a messenger RNA of Sugiyamaella lignohabitans, 1014 nucleotides long. RefSeq names its product ribose-5-phosphate isomerase RKI1 (gene RKI1). The record is from RefSeq and is a predicted model, not a curated record. The transcript has a single exon. Gene Ontology annotation, molecular function: ribose-5-phosphate isomerase activity. Gene Ontology annotation, biological process: pentose-phosphate shunt, non-oxidative branch; D-ribose metabolic process. Lineage: Eukaryota; Fungi; Ascomycota; Dipodascomycetes; Dipodascales; Trichomonascaceae. Gene Ontology annotation, cellular component: intracellular membrane-bounded organelle. Bases 1 to 1014 code for a protein of 337 amino acids.